Messenger RNA from Loxodonta africana (African savanna elephant), 3666 nucleotides. Its product is annotated as olfactory receptor 11G2-like. Gene Ontology annotation, cellular component: membrane. The transcript has a single exon. Gene Ontology annotation, biological process: G protein-coupled receptor signaling pathway. Bases 2416 to 3345 code for a protein of 309 amino acids. The record is from RefSeq and is a predicted model, not a curated record. Gene Ontology annotation, molecular function: olfactory receptor activity; G protein-coupled receptor activity. NCBI's taxonomy places the organism in Eukaryota, Metazoa, Chordata, Mammalia, Proboscidea, Elephantidae.
CCAAAAAAAGAACUAAUCUACCAGAUAUUAUUUUCUUCUGAUAUUAUCAGAAGAAAGAAAGAGAGAGAAACUAUUGAAUGCAUAUAUCAUUCCCCAGGCUCUGGUAAAUUGGAGAAGAAUGUUGACAACCAGAGAGCUCAUAUACUUCCAGUGAGAGUAAAAAAUAAUAUAAUGAUUAUGGAAACGGUUUAGCUUAAUCUACUAAAGUUGAAGGUACACAUACUCUAUGAUGCAGCCUACGGAAACACAUGUAUUUGUGGACUAGGAGAAAUGAAUUGUAUAUUAACAGUAGCGUUGCUGCUAGCAGCCCAAAUGGAGAAUAAUUAUAGUAGGCUAGGUAAAUAAAAAUAAGUAGUGGUUUAUUCAUAAAAUGUAAUACUGUAGAGUAAUAAAAAUGAAUAAACUAUAGCUAUAUGUAACAAACUUAAUGUUCAGCUAUCUACAAAAUACUACAUAUAAUAUGGUUCCAUUUUUAUAAAGUACAAGAACAGGUACAACUAAAUAUUGUUGUUUAGAGAUGCAUACUGUGGUGCAGUGGAUUGCUUUUAUGUGGCUUUUCUCACCAUGGUCUUGUAACUCCCACCCAAGUGAUUGGGGAGGACUGUGCAAAUAGGGUAAUUGUGGCCCACCAAGGGGAUUGGUCAGUUUUGCCUUCCCACCGAGCUUUAAAUGAGCCAUCACAGAGGUGGGAAGGAGAUGAUCUCACCACCACCAAGGAAGAAGGACCAAGAGCACGUCCUUUGGACUCAGAAUCCUGCACUUAGAAGCUCUUGGAACAAGGAGACAGAGAGAGAGAGAGAGUCAAAGAUUCAGAGACAGAGAGACAAACAUAGAGAGAGAGGGCUGUAACACUGAAGACGGUGAGAAGUUAUGGCAGAGAAAUGGCAACAGGAGAGACUGGCAGGAGAUGGUGUGGUAGCCCCUCAUAGCUAGCCGAAUGCCUUCAGGCAGGAGGCUUGCUUAUGGAGUAGGGUGCCUCCAGGCACUUGAUGGAGCUAGUUUGCCUACCCACAGAGCUGGAGCUGAGCACUUUAGGGCCAAGACUUUCUGGCUGAGAAGAGUGCCUCCGACACUUACCAGUAGAGCUAAAAGAGCUUUGUAAGAGUUGCCUGGGCAGGGGCAGAGGCUGAAGGCCAGAGAGAGGCAUGCCUGUGAGCACGGCUAAGAAGAGGCUGUCCUGAUAGAAGAACUGUAUCCUGAGUGUUCCUCAGCCUGAACUGUAACCUUUUACUUCCCUAGUAAACCCAUAAUUUUAAGUAUUGUCUCUGAGUUGUGUGGCCAUUGCAAUGAAUUAUUGAAUUCAGCAGAAAAGUAGAGAGUGCCAUGGGAGGGAUGGUUGGUGUCAGAAGUGGUAAAGAUGGCAGAGGGAGGACGCAUGUCUGAAUUCUACCUCAUAGGAAUCAGUCUUUGGUUAUUGAUCUUGAUUCUCUUUCCCUCCUGUGAAGUUACAGGAGGUCAACAAUACCCCCACGCCAUUUUUACACGUAGUUAAGUUGUAAAAUUAAAAAUAAAAGCAAGGAAGUGACUACUAUAAUGGAAAGGGGAGGGUAAUGAUUCUAGAGUCAGAGAGGCAGAAGAUAGUUAUUGGGAUGGACAAUGAAGGAAGCUUCUAGAUACAAAUGAUAUUCUAUUUCUUAAACAUGGUGGUAGUUACAAUGGAAUUUUCUGCAUAAUGACUUAUUAAGUUGUAUAUUUAUAUAAUAUGUAUGUUUUCAUACAGAUCGCAAUAAGAAAACUUCUCUGCCUAUCACUAAUAUUCAGUAAUUUCUGGUGUUUUCAGACCAAUAAGUAACCCAGGGCAGUACAGUUAUGUGUUAUUUAACAUCCACAAUACAUUCUGUGAAAUAGGACAUUAUGUGAUUUGGACAUUGUGUGAACACGAGAUUGGAUACUGCUGACUAGGAGUCAAAGCAUACACUGUUCUACGGUAAAAUUUUUAUUUGUAAGUAGGGAAAGUUCAAAUUAAAAUAAAGAUAGAAAGUACAGUACAUACACAAGCCAGUAACAUAGGCAUUUAUUAUGAUUACCAAGACAGGUAUUAUAGGUUACAUAUGUACUGUACCAUCAUAUGCCUGGCAUCACAAUCACUUUAUAUAAGAGGCAUGAGAUACACGUGUUUCAUGUGGGGAGCUGUUCCAUUCACUACAUCCAGUUACCUCCACUACAUUCUGCUCUCCAAUAGGGAUUUCUGAAUUUUGUUAUAAACUUAUGAGACCAUGGAUGUAUAUGUGGUUCAACAUCUCCCAAACAGAUGUUAUGUGGCACAUGACUGUAUUUCGAGAAGAGACAUAGCUAAUUAUUGAAUGUAAGUGUUUAUUGCAUUCCUCAGGAUGGCUUAAAUACAUAUUUGAGUCUCCAUUUAUCUACACUGUCAUUCAGUAUUUGCCGGUCUUUUUACAGCUAGCUGACAGACACAUGAAAAUCUUCAACACCCCCAAUAACUCUAUCUCUGGCUUCAUCCUCUUGGGCUUCCCUUGCCCCAGGGAGGGUCAGAUCCUCCUCUUUGUGCUCUUUUUUAUUGUCUACCUCCUAACCCUCAUGGGGAAUGGUUCCAUCAUCUGUGCUGUGCGCUGGGAUCAGAGACUCCACACCCCCAUGAACAUCCUCCUCGCCAACUUCUCCUUCCUGGAGAUCUGCUAUGUCACCUCCACUGUCCCCAACAUGUUGGCCAACUUCCUCUCUGAGACCAAAGUCAUCUCUUUCGCUGAGUGUUUUCUCCAAUUCUACUUUUUCUUCUCCCUGGGUUUUACAGAAAGCUUUUUCUUGGCGGUUAUGGCAUUUGAUCGCUCUCUUGCAAUCUGCCAGCCUCUACACUAUCCAACCAUUAUGACUGGACAUCUCUGCCUCAAUCUCGUGGUCAGCUGCUGGGUACUUGGUUUCCUCUGGUUCCUGAUUCCUAUCAUCAUCAUCUCCCAGAUGUCCUUCUGUGGAUCUAGGAUCAUUGACCACUUCCUGUGUGACCCAGGUCCUCUGCUAGCCCUCACUUGUACCAGAGCCCCUGCAAUAGAGUUGACUAGCUCUACCUUAAGUUCUAUACUUUUGUUUAUUCCCUUUCUCUUCAUCAUGGGAUCCUACAUGCUGGUCCUGAGAGCUGUGUUGAGAGUCCCUUCAGUAGCUGGACGAAGAAAAGCCUUCUCCACAUGUGGGUCCCAUCUGGCUGUGGUUUCACUUUUCUAUGGCUCAGUGAUGGUCAUGUAUGUGAGCCCAACAUCAAAACGUGAGGCUGGAAUGCAGAAGAUUGUGACCCUGUUUUACUCUGUUGUGACCCCACUCAUUAACCCUGUGAUAUACAGUCUGAGGAACAAAGAUAUGAAGCAUGCAAUGAAGAAAUUCCUGGGAAUAUAAAAAUGAGAGUCCUAGUUAAAAGGAUAUUGGGGCAGAGAAUUAGUUGUUAACUUUUCUUGGUUAAAAAGAAAAUUUACUGGUAUCACUCAGAAAAUUAUUCAUAUUGUUUUUGAAUGUUACAUACCAUGGUGUUUUUUAUAUUUCUUAGAAUUUAUAGGGCUACAAGGCAUCUUGAAGAUGUACUCCAACUCCCUGAUUUUACAAAUGAUAGGGUUAUAGAUUGAAAAAUUUGGUAAGUUAGAAAAGGUCAUAACCUCAGGGCAAAACCAAAUUUUUCUAUUAUAAAAUUUUAUAUCUUUGCUCAACAACAAAUUGUCUUUA